Molecule: messenger RNA, 1413 nt
Organism: Capsella rubella
Lineage: Eukaryota; Viridiplantae; Streptophyta; Magnoliopsida; Brassicales; Brassicaceae
Product: periodic tryptophan protein 1 homolog
Exons: 14
Coding region: 1-1413 (470 amino acids)
Biological process (GO): rRNA processing
Cellular component (GO): nucleus
Molecular function (GO): protein binding
Source: RefSeq, a predicted model, not a curated record
AUGAUAACUUCACUUUCAUGGAUACCAAAAGGGGCAUCAAAGGCCAUGCCUUAUGAGGCUCAGUCUCCUUCUAAGGAGGAUAUCAAAGAGCUCAUUCAUAAUGGCACUUUCAAGAAAAGUCUCAGUGACAUGGAUAUGGACGAUGAGAUAAAGAAUUGUGAAGUUGCUCAUGCCAAGGCUGUAGCAAAAUCUUUUGGCAAACCAUGUUCCGAAAGCAAGGAUGCUUCUUCUUCUUCGUCUACUUCAGCAGAUCCUGAUAACGUAGUCAACUUCUUGAAAGAACUCGACAUGGAUAACUAUGACGAAGAAGAUGAUGAAAUUGAACUGUUUAGCUCUGGACAAGGAGACCUUUAUUAUCCAAGCAAUGAGAUGGAUCCAUACCUAAAUAAUACCGAGGAUAAGUAUGACUCCGAGGAUCUUGAUGAUAUGACAAUUAGGCCAACUGAUUCACUGAUCAUCUGCGCUACUAGUAGAGAUAAAACCAACAAUCUUGAGGUCUACGUAUACGAGGACACCGGGAAUGGCACUCACAACUUGUAUCUUCGUAAUGACAUAAUUAUACCUGAGGAACCACUGUGCACGGCAUGGCUUGAUUGUCCUCUCAAAGGAAGGGAAAAAGGGAACUUUGUAGCUAUUGGGUCUAUGGAGACCUCAAUAGAGAUAUGGGAUCUUGAUCUUGUAAAAGAGGUGCUACCUUGUGUACGACUCGGACGAAUAGGUGGAGAGACAUCACAAGAUUCCCACUCUGAACCAGUGAUUGAUCUUGCUUGGAACAAGGAGUUUAGGAAUAUAGUUGCUAGUGCCAGUGCUGACAAAAAAGUUAAGGUUUGGGAUGUGGCUACAGGGAAGUGCAAGGUCACUAUGGAGCAUCAUAAAAACAAGGUUCACGCGGUCGCAUGGAAUCAUUAUGCUCCAGAAGUACUCCUCAGUGGGUCUCGUGAUCGCACCGUUGUAUUGAAAGAUGGAAGGGACCCUUCACACUCAGGUUUGAAAUGGUCUACCAAGGGCAAAGUUGAAAGCUUGGCCUGGGAUCCUCACAGUGAACACUCCUUUGUGGCAAGUCUCAAAGAUGGAACUGUGAAAGGCUUUGAUAUACGUGCUUCUCAUCUAUCACCAAAUUUUACUCUCCAUGCUCAUGAUAAUGAAGUCUCCUCCAUAUCAUACAACAUACAUGCGCCCAAUCUUUUGGCUACAGGAUCUGAGGAUGGAAGUGUGAAAAUUUGGGAUCUUUCAAAUAAUCAACCAUCAUGGAUUGCUACACACAUGCCAGAUGCGGGAAAAGUGUUCUCCGUAUCAUUCUCUGCGGACUGCCCCUUCUUGCUCGCUAUUGGUGGCUCAGAGGGGAAUCUAAAAGUGUGGGAUACACUGUCGGACACUGGCGUGUCCCAAAGAUAUGGGAGCAACCGACCAUGA